This is a messenger RNA of Peromyscus maniculatus bairdii (prairie deer mouse), 1470 nucleotides long. RefSeq names its product spermatogenesis associated 22 (gene Spata22). The record is from RefSeq and is a predicted model, not a curated record. NCBI's taxonomy places the organism in Eukaryota, Metazoa, Chordata, Mammalia, Rodentia, Cricetidae. Gene Ontology annotation, biological process: meiotic DNA repair synthesis; homologous chromosome pairing at meiosis; regulation of meiotic cell cycle.
CCCCGCGGUUUUCCCAAAACCGGCGACGGCAGUGCCGCGUCCUGUGUGUUUCCUGUUUCCUCUCCACGCGGCCGCGGAGGGAGGCGAGGUUAACUCGAGGGCUCCGUUUGUACAUGGUGUUGGCAGGGGGUUCCAGAAAGGGAAAUCCCGUUUGUUGACCCAAAAUGGCCCCGGGACUGGGUUUAGUCAGCUUCAUUUUGUAAAUGUCAAGUGCUAAGUAAAAAAAAGCUUUGAUACUGAAGAAAAUGAAGAGAAACCUAAAUGAAAGUUCAACUCGAAGUACAGCAGGCUGUUUGCCUGUGCCAUUGUUCAAUCAGAAAAAGAGGAACAGACAGCCAUUAACUUCUAAUCCACUUCAGAAUGAUCCAGGUAUCAGUACUGUUUCUGACAGUUACGGUUCCCCUCCUCUACCCACAGAUUGGGCAUGGGAAGCUGUGAAUCCAGAGGUGACUCCUCUAAAGAAAACAAUGAAUACAAGGCAAAUACCAGCAUCUGCGUCUUAUCCCCUGAAAAGUCAAGAUUCUGUGUCUAAAUCUAUUCAGUCAAAUGCUGAAGGAAGCCAAAGUGGUUGGGGCUACAGAGGUGACAACAGAAAUACCAGCUUGAGAACUUGGGAUAAAAAUGAUUUCCGACCUCAGUGUAAAACAGCAAGCCCAGCAGCAAAUAGUGAAUUCAGUUCUUAUGCAGUGAAUCUGGGAGCUCAACGACAGAAACAGUCAGGAACACCUGAAUUUUCUGAUUUUCAUGGAAACAGGGAAACUGAAGUACUCAGACAAACAUGUUUCUCCAAAGUGCCUGGCUCUACAGUGAAAGGCCCGGACAGAGCCAGUGCAUUGCAGGCAUUUAAGCCCCGUUUUCAACAAAACCAGUUUAAAAAAACAGUGUUGGGAGACACUCCAGGAGAAAACACUCUGAAGGAAGCUCCCUUGCGUCAGUUAAAGGAAAAGGAUAAUUCUUUAAGAAUUAUUUCUGCAGUCAUUGAAAGCAUGAGGUAUUGGCGUGCACAAGUGCAGAAAACUGUACUUCUUUUUGAAAUAUUGGCUGUCCUAGAUUCAGCUGUCACGCCUGGCCCACAUUAUUCAAAGACUUUUCUCAUGAGAGAUGGGAAAAAUACUCUUCCAUGUGUAUUUUAUGAAAUUGAUCGUGAACUUCCAAGACUGAUCAGAGGCCGAGUUCACAGGUGUGUUGGGCACUAUGACCCAGACAAGAACAUUUUCAAGUGUGUGUCUGUUAGACCAGCAUCUGCUUCUGAACAAAAGACUUUCCAAGCAUUUGUUACCAUUGCUGAUGCUGAGAUGAAGUAUCAUACUAAAAUAAUGAAUGAAAUGUAAAGUGACAAAGGGAGUCAUAAAUAUAGAUUGAAGUAUUUGCUCUUAUUAAUUUAUCUCUUGCAUGGCUUUAUCACUCUUGUUUUUCUGUAUUUCACAUCUUUUUAUAAAAAUAAAACUUUUCUUAUAGAUUUGACCCAAA